This is a messenger RNA of Oppiella nova, 2765 nucleotides long. The record is from the annotation of a GenBank genome assembly. Lineage: Eukaryota; Metazoa; Arthropoda; Arachnida; Sarcoptiformes; Oppiidae.
AUGAGAGUCGAGAAAAUGGCGAACAAUCAGAUGACUGGUAACGACAGUCCCCGCCGUACGAAACGCGCCCGACUCGACCCCCUCCACGCCUCCCACCCUAAGCUCAGUCCCGCGCACGACCUGUCGGGGGGCGAGGGGUCGCCCAAGGGGUCACUCGUCCACACAAUGGUCUCGUCGUCAACGGAUCCCGAGAUCUUGAGUUGCAGUGACUCGGGCUUUGACUCCGGUUUCCAAGAGUUUGUGGCCAACAGUGACACCAAAGGGAGCGACAACUCAGACGACGGCCAUAAAUACCCGAAUCUGGUGUUCAGAAGCGAUGCAAUUGAGGCGCCGGUAGAGACGGCGCGCGAAGACGCGGACGACUUGUCGGCGUUAGUCGCCGGCGAGUCGACGACCGGUGAGGGGAGCGGCGAGUGCGAGGACGUGGACGAUGCGGCCAGCGAUGUGUCGGACCUGUCGUGCGUGAGCUGUCUGUCGGACAUGAGUGGCCAACAGUGGAAACCCAUCUCCGGACCGGUCGCGUGGAUCCACAAACAGAUGUGCAGCGGAACUGAUCCGCGGACUAUACUGACGGAGAUGGUCGCCGACAACACUCUAAUUCCCGACAAUUUAGACAAUUUGACGCUUUGGAGGAUUAUAGUGAACAUGUUGUCCGAACCGCCCCCGAGACCCAAACUCCAGUCCCUCAACACCAUCGACGACUGCAUACAACUCAUCAACAAAUGUAAUCGCAUUCUUGUGCUGACGGGCGCCGGGGUGUCGGUCUCGUGCGGUAUACCGGACUUCAGGUCUCGCGACGGCAUAUACGCGCGUCUGAGUAAAGACUUUCCCGAUCUGCCCGACCCUCAGGCCAUGUUUGACAUCCACUACUUCCGCAAAGAUCCGCGACCUUUCUUCAAGUUCGCGAAAGAGAUAUAUCCGGGACAGUUUGAGCCGUCGAUAAGCCAUCGGUUUAUUCGGAUUUUGGAGCAGAAAAACAAAUUACUCCGGAAUUACACCCAAAACAUCGACACACUGGAGAGGGCGGCCGGCAUCGAGCGAGUGAUCACAUGUCACGGCUCGUUCGCGACGGCCACCUGUACUCAGUGUCGGCUCAAAGUGGACGCCUCUUUCAUCAAGAAAGACAUAUUCGAGCAAAAGAUACCGAAGUGUCCGGAUUGUGCCGAAGACGCCGACAAUAUGGCUGUCAUUAAACCGGAUAUCGUGUUCUUCGGUGAGGGUCUGUCCGACGAGUUCCACAGCGCGAUGUCUCACGACAAAGACGAGUGCGAUCUCCUCAUAGUGAUGGGCUCUUCCCUCAAAGUACGUCCGGUGGCACUCAUUCCGAGUUCAAUACCCGAAUCGGUUCCGCAAAUCCUAAUAAACAGAGAGCCUUUGAAUCACUUGACAUUUGAUGUCGAAUUGUUGGGCGAUUGCGAUGUCAUUGUAAAGCAAUUGUGUGACAGAUUGGGCGCCGAAUGGGUUGACUACUGUCAAGGGUUUGGCUCAUCAGACAAGACGAUUGAAUCGACAAAAUCUGAUGACUUUAGUCUCGAAGUAAACAAUAAUUUGUCUCAAAUUAGCUCUUCAUUGCCUUUCGCUUUCAAUACAACUGUCAAUGAGUUGAGAGUUUCAGAUCAUAGCAGUUGUCAUCAAAACGACAAUAAACACAAGAGUGAAGACUUAAACCCAGACUCCACUCAAUCCGAAACACCAAAACCCAGUGACGACCGAAUUGUUUCCCAAUUGACCGAUGACAAAUACAUAUUUCUCCCUCCGAGUCGUUAUAUAUUCAAAGGCGCCGAAGUGUUUGACAGCGAUUUAAGUACACAUAAGAGGAGUGGCGGCGAAGUGAGCGAAGACGACACAUCCAAUAGUUCUCUGUCGACCACUCCGUGCUCGUCGUCGUCGUCCUCCUCAUCGUCAUCAUCGCUGUUCACAUCGGACUCACUCUUAUCUCCGGUUCACUCCAAUAGUAAUAACUUUACGGACGCGUCGGAAACGACAAAAGCCUGUUAUUCUUCAUACACGACAUCAUUAUCUCCCAAAUUCUCCAUACCUUCUGAACACGAAAUUUCUAAAACAUAAUGUUUUGGUAAUUAGUAUUUUUGGACAUUUUUAGUGACUUUUUUGCUAUUUAUUAUGUUUUCUGUGAUUUGAAACAAAAACAAAACAAAAAUGAAUAAUGUUUUCAAUUAUUAUAUAAUAUUAUUGUUACAAAAUGCUCACAAUUUUUAUCUGUAAUUGAUUUUAUUGAUCUCUUUUCCUAUAUAUAUUUAAUGAGAGUUUUAGGUAUUUCUAGAUAUAAUUGAAUUGUAGGACAAUUAUCGAGAGUUUAAUUUGUUUUUAGUACUCCUCUUGUCUCUCAUCCGAAUCGGUGUUCUUAGGUCUGCCCGUUGUUUGCAUUGAAUGCCAUUGAAUGCACGCAACAACACCUUUCCUAUACCUAUGAGUUUACAAAUAUAUUUCAAUAUAAUAUGUAUAUUGACUAAUGUUUUAUGAAUCGAGUGAAUCCAUUAAUUGAAUGUUAAUUAACAUUAAAUAUUUUGUUCAUUUUUAAGGACUAAGAAUUCAAUCAUAACUUGUUGUAUAAAACGAUUCAUUACAUGAUAUCUCGCGUCUGAACCACAGAUAAUAGCAAUACAUUGAAUACAACGCUUUUGUCUAUAAUUUACAUUCAAUUUAUAUAAACAGUACAAACAUUAUAUAUACCGUAUAUAAUAAUAAUAUAAUUAAUUAUAUAAACUAUUUGUUGGUUUCAUUACUUUAUUAAUGAUAAUUACAAA